Molecule: messenger RNA, 5454 nt
Organism: Cottoperca gobio
Lineage: Eukaryota; Metazoa; Chordata; Actinopteri; Perciformes; Bovichtidae
Product: tyrosine-protein kinase JAK2-like
Biological process (GO): cell differentiation; cell surface receptor signaling pathway via JAK-STAT; growth hormone receptor signaling pathway via JAK-STAT
Cellular component (GO): cytoskeleton; membrane; cytosol
Molecular function (GO): non-membrane spanning protein tyrosine kinase activity; growth hormone receptor binding; ATP binding
Source: RefSeq, a predicted model, not a curated record
AGCUAACGCCGCGUGAGCCCGUCCUGUACCCGUACCCCAGGCUGAGGGGGGGUCUUCAGAGACAGACACACCGCGCUGUGUUUAUUUUGGAAAAGUCAAGCAGCCUGCACAACACAGAAGACAACAGCUAUAACUUUGAAUGAAGAAAACCAUUUGAAGCCAUCACGCUAGCAGCAUGGCUCUGUGGACGGCAAUGUUGGUCUGCUCAGUCGGCCGAUCAUUUUUGUCAGUACUGAAAUAUCUCAACAACUAUUGGAUGAAUGGCCGUGGAGUUUUGUACAGACGUUCAUCAUUCAUGAUUCCUCGAGGAUGGAUCUUACCGACUUUGGUGACCCCCCGGACUUUCACACUAUGAGGUUCACAUUUGUGGUUGUGGAUGUUUGUUUUAAGCCGCACAUGGCCUGUAUUCUGCUGACAGACAUGGACCCACCUGUCUCCGGUCCCACAGCACAUCUUAAUGGCCACCUCCCUGACUUCGACCCAGCCACUGGACUUGACCCCAAGCAGGACACGGAUGCCUCCUGCCUGACUGUCCACCUUUACUACCUGGGAAAAGAUGGAGGAGGUGUUGAUACAGAACACGGUUCAGAAAGUGCGCUCACGUAUCCACCUGGGGAAUACAUAGCAGAAGAACUGUGCAUCAGUGCAGCGAAAGCAUGUGGGAUUGCUCCGGUGUACUGCAGCUUGUUUGGCCUGAUGAAGGAAAGUGACAGGAUAUGGUUCCCUCCUAAUCACAUCUUUAAACUAGACCAGGCAGCCAGUGAGAGCCUGCAUUUCAGAAUCAGAUACUAUUUUCCUGGCUGGUAUAACAGCGGCAAUUCAUUGUAUUCCCAUCGCUACAGCGUUUCCAAGGGGAUGGAGAGCCCUGUGAUGGAUGAUUGUGUUAUGGCAUACCAAUUUCUUCAGUGGCGUAGCGACUUCCUGAAUGGCUGGGUUCCUAUUCCGGUGAGCCAUGAGGCCCAGGAGGAGUGUUUGGGCAUGGCGGUGCUAGACAUGAUGAGGCUCGCCAAAGAGAAUGGUCAGUCCCCCGUGGACAUCUACAAUGAUACCAGCUACAAGUCCCUCCUGCCGAGAUGCAUGCAAAGCCGCAUCCAGGAAUAUAACAUCUUAACUCGGAAGAGGAUCCGCUAUCGCUUCAAGAAGUUCAUCCAGCAGUUCACUGAAUGCAAGGCCACGGUGUGUAACCUCAAGCUCAAAUACCUGAUAAACCUGGAGAUGCUGCUUCCCUGCCUCUACUCGGAGCGCUUCCAAGUCACAGACCUCUCUGCACGCGAGGUUACCAUCGUUGUCACGGGCGACACGGGCAUCCAGUGGUCAAAAGGGAAAGGGGAGGAGGAAGCAGAGGAGGAGCUGCAGACAUACUGUGACUUCCCCGAGGUGAUCGACAUCAGCAUCAAACAGUCCAAUCAGGAAGGCUCUGUGGAGAGUCGCAUAGUUACCCUCACCAGACAGGACAACCAGAUCCUGGAGCUGGAGUUUCGUUCGCUGCCAGAGGCCCUGUCCUUUGUGUCAUUAAUUGAUGGGUAUUACAGACUGGUUGCAGAUGCCCAUCAUUAUCUGUGUAAAGAGGUGGCUCCACCAAGACUUCUGGAGUGCAUUCAGAGCUACUGCCACGGCCCUGUGUCGAUGGAGUUUACCAUCAGUAAACUGCGUCGCUCUGGUAACCACCAAGGCCUGUACAUCCUUCGCUGCAGCCCCAGGGACUACGACAAAUACUUCAUGUCCUUUGUGGUGGGGUAUGAAGCUACGGUGGACUAUAAGCACUGUCAGAUCGUGAAGAUAGAGACAGGAGAGUACAAUCUGAGCGGUGCGAAGAGGAACUUCGGCUCACUCAGAGAACUUCUGCACUGCUACCAAAAGGAGGCGCUCCGCACUGACAGAUUCACUUUCCAGCUGACCAGGUGCUGCUCGCCCAGCCUCAAAGAUAAAUCCAACCUGGUGGUGUGUAGGAAUAAUCGCGGGGCGGAUGUUCCUCUGUCUCCCUCGCUCCACAAACACAACAUCAGCCAGAUGGUCUUCCACAAGAUCCGAAAAGAGGACCUCGUCAUUAAUGAGAGUCUGGGCCAAGGAACUUUCACCAAGAUUUUCUGCGGUGUGAGGAAGGAGCUGGGAGACUAUGGAGAGAUACACCAGAUAGAUGUCGUUAUCAAGAUCCUGGACAAGGCUCAACGCAACUAUUCAGAGUCCUUCUUUGAAGCAGCCAGUAUGAUGAGCCAGCUCUCCCACAAACACUUACUCCUCAACUAUGGCGUGUGUGUUUGUGGCAAUGAGAACAUGAUGGUGCAGGAGUAUGGUAAAUAUGGUUCGCUGGACACCUACCUGAAAAAGAAUAAAAGCUGUGUGAACAUCACCUGGAAGCUAGAAGUGGCCAAGCAGCUCUCCUGGGCUAUGCACUACCUGGAGGAAAAGAACCUCAUUCAUGGAAAUGUUUGUGCCAAGAAUGUGCUUUUGAUCAGAGAGGAGGACCGGCUGACGGGCAGCCUGCCCUUCAUCAAACUCAGUGACCCGGGUAUCAGCGUCACCGUGCUGCCCAAAGAAGUUCUGGUGGAGCGUAUCCCAUGGGUGGCCCCCGAGUGCAUUGAAAACCCCCAAAACCUGAGUUUAGCCAUGGACAAGUGGAGCUUUGGGACCACCCUUUGGGAAAUCUGCAGUGGCGGAGACAAACCUCUCAGCACCCUGGACUGCUCCAAGAAGAACUUGUUCUAUGAGGACAGGCACCAGCUGCCGGCUCCUAAGUGGACAGAGCUGGCCAAUCUGAUUAACAGCUGUAUGGACUAUGAGCCCUCACACCGACCCUCCUUCAGAGCAAUCAUCAGAGAUCUCAACAGCCUCUUCACACCAGACUAUGAGCUGCUGGUGGAGAGCGACAUGGUGCCCAACAGGACAAGAGGCUUCGGCUUCCCGUGGGCCUCCGAGAGCCAGGAGCCCGCACAGUUUGAGGAGAGGCACCUCAUCUUUCUCAAGCAGCUGGGCAAAGGAAACUUUGGUAGCGUGGAGAUGUGCAGGUACGACCCCCUGCAGGACAGCACAGGGGAUGUGGUUGCCGUGAAAAAACUACAGCACAGCACAGCCGAGCACCUUAGGGACUUUGAGCGGGAAAUCGAGAUCCUCAAAUCCCUCCAGCAUGAAAAUAUUGUCAAAUACAAAGGAGUCUGCUACAGUGCAGGACGAAGGAACCUACGGCUGAUCAUGGAGUACCUCCCCUAUGGCAGUUUGAGAGAUUAUCUCAUCAAACACAAGGACCGCUUUGAUUUCAACAAACUGCUGCACUAUGCAUCACAGAUUUGCCAGGGGCAUGACUACCUUGCCACUAAGCGGUACAUCCACAGAGACCUGGCCACGAGGAACAUUCUGGUGGAGAGCGAUAGGGUGAAGAUCGGUGACUUCGGCCUGACCAAGGUGCUGCCGCAGGACAAAGAGUACUACACUGUCAGGGAGCCCGGGGAAAGCCCCAUCUUUUGGUAUGCUCCAGAGUCGCUGACAGAGAGCAAGUUCUCUGUGGGAUCAGACGUUUGGAGUUUCGGUGUUGUCCUCUACGAACUCUUCACUUACAGUGACAAGAAAUGCAGCCCACCUGCGGUGUUUAUGGACAAAAUGGGGAAUGAAAAGCAAGGCCAGAUGAUCGUCUACCAUCUGAUAGACCUGCUGAAACAGGGAUAUAGGUUGCCUGCUCCUGACAAUUGUCCAAAGGAGAUUCUCAAGAUUAUGACAGAUUGCUGGAGCGGUGAACCGAAACUGCGCCCUUCUUUCAAGACAUUAAUCCACAGUGUGGAGACUGUACGAGACAGCAUGGACGGACGAGCCGCAUUGACCCAUGACCAUUGACCUUUAGGUGUCCACACCCGGGAGUCAGUCCUUACGGAUGUUAACCGAACACCGAAUGUCUUCGUGAUGUCUGGGUUUACUGCAGCGAUGCAUAGUCUGAUGUAGACUUGUUUUUCUUUUGCUGUUCCGCAUAUCUGUUAGCUUAUUUAACAUUUACUCGAUUCUGUGUUUUCUGCACUGAUGUAGCGCCGAAAAUCCUUUUUUGAGUGGUGUUUGCUAUGACUACACAUCGUACCACAUAAAAAGGGUCAGACUUUAAAUAAAUGUUUGGUAAGUCAAUAUCUAUAUCGCCGAAUGAGGUAACACAACGGCGAUUGAGCCUAUGAGCCAACUGAUGAAAGCAUUUGCAGUACUAUGGAGCGGGUGUCUGUGGCGACAUUCCAGGGAAACAUUAUAAACGCCGCACAGAAGGGAAGGGAGAUCUAAAAACGCCAUAGUAAACAAAACAUAAAUCUUGUAACUAAAUGUAACUUUUAGACAAAUCAACUUAUUUGUGCAAACAAUCAAAUCCAUCAGAGAGAACUGGGUAUCUAGUGGUGUCACAUGAUGGACUCAUACAGUAUCUUUGUUGUUUGAGAUUAUGAUCUUGCCUUUGUAAUUAGUAACGGGUAUAUUUAUAAAAACAGUGAAUGCUAUGCGAGGUUAUGCUGUCUGCCUGUAGAUACCUUACGUGAUCAUUUAUUCACUGAACGUGGGGGAAAAGUAAUGAAGGGAGAUGCUUUUAUUUUGUACAGUGGCUUACUGUUUUAUUUCAAACUUCUUUUGACCAUUUAAAGUUGUUAAGGAGCUUGUGUGUAUGUUGAAUAUGUGUUCUCAUGUGCAUUACUUUGUCAGCCACACAUUUAUCAGUUUACAGGGUUUGUUCUUUAAAAUUGUAUUUACAUUUUUAAUCUUUAUGUACCAAACAUUAUUGACUGAAGAAGGCAGGUCGGUCAAACUUAGUCCCUGAAUAGAAUCUCAUUUUGAAUCUUAAAAAAAAGUUUUUCAUAUUUCUUUAUGGCAGGCCUCACACUCACACACGCACAAAUGUUCAAAGGAUGGACGUUCUCUCUAUGAGUCUCUGUAAAGAGCAAAGUUCUCUAACUUAUGAACACAACAUAGCUACACUCUAACCUCGGGGCAGUAUCACGCCAAGCUGAAUACUUUGUUUACAUCAAGUCUGUUGUGAAUGAGAGAUUAUCAGUUUCUUCAGAAUUGCUAAAUAAUGCCAAGAUAGAAAAUGUUGCUCGCUUACGGUUAUAUUUUUUCCCUCCCCAGAUGUUGUACUCAUACGACCAUUAUUGUGAUAUAUGUACAUUGGUGUGUGUGUGAAACCAAAUAUGAUUAUUUUGUGAAAUAUGUAUAAUACUUUUAUCCAAAGACUUUCAGGAAAACUGGAUGUUUAACCAGAUUUAACUGGUUAUUGCCAUUUAUUUCAAUUUGAGUUUGUUGCAGUGUGAAUGACGUUAAGCCUAAAUGAAGUCAUCUGAUGGAAACAUGCAGCUACAUUUAAUACAUUUAUGUGUAGAUAGAUGUAAAUAUUGAAACCUGGAUAUGUAGUAUAUUCCAGGUGUGUAUAUAAUUGUAUUAAACUAAACGUAUUGUAGUACAUAUGGCUUGCUUUUCACAUAAAGUUAUUUCUAGUCAAUA